AUGAUAUCAACAUUAAACCUAUUACUAGUUUUUGGCGUGGGAAGCUUGGCGGCUCCAGCGGAUGAUCCAGUACGCAUUGAUCUGCCCGUGUACGAACAGCCGCAAGGAUCGUCAUAUGUUCAACUAGCUGAACCUUUAGAAAAAGAAAACCAUCCUCAGCCGAAAAUAGUUAAAGACAAUUCGAUCGCCAACAACUUGGUAUCUGGCCAGUUACAUACUUCGAACCUCCUGGAUAACAAAUUAGCAUCUGGAAGCCCACCUAUUGGUUCGGUGAACUAUGGAGGUGGCUUGUUUUCUGCUCCAGUAACUACACUUGAAGGAGCAUUGCUAGAGAGAGAGGGUUUAGGAAGCAAAACUCUUUCCGUCAAGGAAAAUGUACAAGGCAUCGUUGCUGGUUUAUUUCAGCCGAAGCCAAUUGUGGACACAAUAAAAGAAGAAGAGAAGUACGGUAACAGUGGGGAUAAAUUUUACAGUGCGGGUCGUGCAAUUGUUAGUGGUGCUGAAGGAGUAUCGAACAUAUUUAACUCGGUUCUUGAGAUUCCUGGAUCGAUUAUAAAAAAAAUAACUAGAGCUGCUACAGAAAAACUAAAUAAUUUGGGAGGAAAACUGAUUGGUUUAUAA
Messenger RNA from Parnassius mnemosyne (clouded apollo), 621 nucleotides. The record is from the annotation of a GenBank genome assembly. NCBI's taxonomy places the organism in Eukaryota, Metazoa, Arthropoda, Insecta, Lepidoptera, Papilionidae.